This is a messenger RNA of Toxoplasma gondii ME49, 1680 nucleotides long. RefSeq lists its product as hypothetical. The record is from RefSeq and is a predicted model, not a curated record. The transcript has a single exon. The coding region runs from base 1 to 1680 and encodes 559 amino acids. NCBI's taxonomy places the organism in Eukaryota, Apicomplexa, Conoidasida, Eucoccidiorida, Sarcocystidae.
AUGAUUCUUCCUUCUUCCUGGAAACUGCCGAAUCCUGUAUCAUCUCAGCCAUCUGAGCAAAUUAGCGACACCUCUUACGCUGCAGAAAGUAACGCAACGGAACGGCCGCUGGUCGAUUACUUACAUUUGGGGGACUUGAAAAAUGGUUUCAAAACCCAGCCCAGCGAGACUAUGAGCAUGCUUCUUCAAGCAGAAGGGGGUCAAAGAGCCUUUGCAUCUGUCUCACCGUCGCUGCGACAUGCGCACUCGACCAAACCGGUCGCAAUUAUUUCGUCUUCAGGCGUUCCUUUUCACUCUGGAGCUGGUUCUGUUGCGGCGCGUGCGGUGCUGAAUCAAGAACGUGGCACCUUCCACAAAAACCGGAAGGAAUAUCCAGUUUAUUACACGAAGCAAAGUCUGUCUGGCAGACGAUAUGCUUCGAAGUUACUACCGUACACCCAGCGCACAAAUACUGGCAAGGAACGAAGUAGAAGGCAGGUCACACAUAGUGACCCGGCACACACGGCGGAAGCGACUCCAGUUGAUUCGGCUUCCAUAGAAAGCGCGUCUAGUCGGUUGUCUUUUUCUUCAGCUUUGUGUUUCGAUUGUAAGCAAGAGCGCCACGUGCUAGCAGCCGAUACUGCAGCGGGGUUGCCGCCAAGAAAUCGAUCGGCAGAAAACUCAGACGAUACUUCAGCGUUCCCGUUGCUCUUCAGUUGGAACGGUCGAAGUUCAAGUUCCAAAAACACAGCUUCUCCACAGCUCUCUGCGACCUCGAAUGCGAGUCAGCAUCUGAACACCGAACUUGCGGACCAGCUCCAGCGGUGGAUUGCCAAGGCGCAAUCAGGUUCUGCCGUAUUUCACCAGCUUGCAGGUCCGCCAGAACGGCGAAAAAUCGGGAUGGGUGUUGAGAAAAAGCAGCAGAUUGAGAAGCCACUACGUGCGGAUAUCUUCAGCACUCUGAUCUCCCAAGAAGAUAUUUUAAGGGCCACAGUCGGAGUCUACCGCACCAUCUACCUUUGGCAGCUCUUAGACCGGAAUGACAGAAACUCCACAGAUUCCACCGGCCUUCCGUCCUUCCACUCCCCCUGUAGUUGGCAAGGCAGCAGAACGUUUCCUAAUACUGUCACAGAAGCGCGAAGGACCUCGUCCAGUCGCCUCUCUUCCGAAGACAAGAAUCUUGGCAAACAAUUCGGAACAACCGCUUUUUACGUUGAGCCAGACGCAUCUGAGACAUCUUCCGUUCCCGCGGCACCUGCGUUUGGUGAUGCAUACUCGCAAACGGUUUCGUCGAGUCCUCCCGGCAGUCAGGAAUUUCCCAGGCUUUCCUGUGACCAGUCAGGCACUGAGCAUCUGCCAGUCUGGAUGGCGACGCAGAUGCAUCUAGCCCACAAAAGGGGGGAACCUCUGAAUCCUCAGUACGUGCAAAGCUCGCCAGAUGUGUGGUUACUCCCUUUUGUGUUUCUGAGGUGGCUGGACAUGUGGAAGCGCCAGGUAACGCUUCAGGAAGAGGCAUCGCGUGCCGGCAUGGAAUUCUCCCAAGAGGAGAAAAUGCUCGGAGACGACGAGCAGCGAAGCACCUCGGCACCCGUGGCUCGGCAAACUGACGUUCAAGAGGGCCACGGUAGCGACGCGAGGGCACCUGACGACAAAAAGGGGAUGAAAAAAAGAUUUCUACGAAAGAGUUCUCGACAAGGCUGA